This is a messenger RNA of Panthera uncia (snow leopard), 7803 nucleotides long. RefSeq names its product zinc finger and AT-hook domain containing (gene ZFAT). Gene Ontology annotation, molecular function: DNA-binding transcription factor activity, RNA polymerase II-specific; RNA polymerase II cis-regulatory region sequence-specific DNA binding. Lineage: Eukaryota; Metazoa; Chordata; Mammalia; Carnivora; Felidae. Gene Ontology annotation, biological process: regulation of DNA-templated transcription. The transcript has 14 exons. Bases 3682 to 7110 code for a protein of 1142 amino acids. The record is from RefSeq and is a predicted model, not a curated record. Gene Ontology annotation, cellular component: nucleus.
CGGCAGGGGAGGAAGUGGGGAGACCCUCCGGCGUGCCUAGUGCUACUUUCCACAGAUAAAAGGUGAGCACCUACUGUGUGCCAGAGCUGUGGCUGGGAAUGAAAACUAGGUGGUAGUGCCGGCCGUGAUAGAGUCGGGCCGGGGGCUGAAAGACGCAUGGCUUCCGGGGACGCCACAGACAACCCAGGAUUUCUCCGUGUAGACGUCUGCGUUCGUAGCCCGGAAUCUCUGGGUAGCGUCCAGGGUUGUGGCCUGUGUCUGCCGGUCUUUAUUCAGCCUACCGGCUUGCCCCUCUCAUGCAUGGUGUUUUACCUGGAGUUAUUUGCUCCUCCCUGAAUGCACGUGCUGCUUUUUCUGUGGGAGCCUUGUUCUUUCCAUAGUGCUCCAGUGCCCAAGGGAUCAUGUCACAUCAUCCCCAAGAAUCAUUCCCAAGGCUGCUGAGGACAGUGCUCACCGUGUGGUGCCCGAGUCCACGGGAAAAGAGUCUUUGGAAGCUCUCGAGAAUGGAAUGUAGCUGAAUGGGCUGUGGUUCCAUGUUGGGUGAGGCCACAGAGAAUUGAUGAAGGAUGUACAUUUGGGGAAGUCUUCAAUGGGGAGUAUCUUAGCAUCUGUUCCCCCAGAUGCAGCCUUGGCUGUGGACAGUUUAUGGGAUGGUGAUCCCAGGCAGCAGAAGUGAGGGAGUGGGGAGGUGCGAUAGGGACGGAAGAGAGCCAAGGGUUUGUUGUUGGGCUCACUCCUUUAGUCAGUGAAACCUCGGCUCUUCCAGAAUCUUGAAGCUUCAAAUGGCUUCCAGAAUUGUCCACCCAAGUCAGGAGCCCAGAGUGGUCAUGUGUUGGCUCCCAUCCCUCAUUGGUUGAGGGUUGCCCUCCGCCAUAUUGAACCGUCUUCACUUCUGGGCUGCAGGGGCUCAGCUAGGUCGCCAAAGGACACCCUGUGCAGCAGAGGUGGGAUGCUGGAAGACCAGGUAAGUGUGAGCUGCCCUCUGUAGCUGCUGCCAGAGUCGGGUGUGGGCCAAGGGGACACAGCGAGAGCCCCACUGGCAUUUCAGUCAGGGAACCAGAACUCGCACAAAGCACAAACUGGUCUCUGGUGUCCGUCCAAGAGGGAGGAGGGUGCAUAGUGUUCCGUCCCCCACUGUCUUACUCGUAUUUUUCUUUCACUGCCCCAUAUUGCUCAUUCCUCCACCCCCUUUUCUCCCUGGCGCCUCCUUUCCACAGCCAUGCUCCUCAAGGAGAGGCUCUAUCUCCCUGGGAGGGGCUUCGAAUUUAGAGAUGCAAACGUUGCCUAGUCUGAUCUCCCAGGUGUUGCAGACUCUUCCCCACAGUGUGACAAAUGGUAUCUGAAGCUUCCUUGAAAACCGUCAUCGGAAAUGCAUCACCAAAAACCACCCUUUCCUUGUUGGACAGCUCUGACUGCUGGAAAUUUCUCUCUUCUGCUGAAAUCUGUUGCUGACUUGUACCCACUGGUUCUCGCCUGGCUUUUUGGAGCACAGCUGUGCAGGUCUCCUUUGUCCCCUAGGGUAGGCCCUUUCUCUGCUACAGGCCUAUCAGGCUCAUAAAAUAAGGAGGCACGGACCCAUCCUGCAGGAGAGUCACAGCACAGUGAGGCAUCCGAAUAGAAAAUCGCAAAGCAGUAUGGGAAGUCCAGCCAUUGCUGUGGUGGUAUGUUGGUUAUGUGUGUGUGUGUGCGUGUGUGUGUGCCUUUCAGUUUGUCAUUUGGACAAGCAGAGGAUGUGGCGUGGGGGUGUUGUGUGUUACCUGUGUGCAAGGUACAGAGGGGUAUUUGGUCAACUUGUCACCCAGUAUUGUAGCCCAAAGGGGUGAGCAGUAGGUACUCGUGGGUGUGUAUUUGAGUCACGGCCUUGAGGGUUCAGGGGUCGCGGGAGAGAAGAUUUAUAGCAGAUCUUGGCGUGCUUUAUCUGGUACUUUCUCCUAGUGCAGACGGGAGGGAAGCCACGGAAGGGUUUGAAGGGGUGCAGUGACAGGGACAGAUGUGAAUUUUGAAACGAUUCACUCUGGGAUCAGGAAGGAGAAUGGUUUGGAGGUGUGUCCGUCAAGAUGACUUUUAGCAGAGGCACCAACUGAAGACGUGUUUGAGGAUGAGGAUGGCUGUUCAUUGGGGUAAAGAGGCAUCUGGGGACCAGUGGUUCCAGGGCGGGCUCAGCCGCCAUCACAGUCUCAGGACCGUGUUUCCCUUUGAGAUCCUCGAGGCAUUGACCCGUCUUUCGCUUGCUCUCCUGUAGUUCCUGGGUGUUUACCUCUGUUCUAAGCAGUGCACACGGCAAUGCCUGGCCGAAGAAGAGGGACGUUUCUUUCUUCUUAGGGAAGAAAGCUGCUCCCAGAAGCCCCCUGGCAGCCUCUCCCCCAGACCUCCUUCGCCACAUGAGGUCCUGUAGCCCCAGCGGCCGGGUGGCUGUCCCCGGAGCGGGAGGGGCACUGCCCUUGAGGCAGGCAUGGGCACCGGGGGUGGGUCUGGUGGCCGGAGCGAGGGCACUGAUGGGGGAGGUGAGAUUCUUACCGUCUCCCCUCCUCCCCCUGGGCCAACCCAGGCUCUUCCAGAUCCUUAUGUGCUCUGUCCACCGUCCUCAUGGUGCUCAGCUCUGCAGCGCGUUCCAACAUAGGAUGCCGGCAGCAGAGUCAGGAUCUAGCUUAUCCAGGGCACAGCCAGGAGCUCCCUUCUGCUUGUGCAGGCUAACGCUGUGUGUGUACUUUUGGUUUUUUAAGUUGAUUCGUGCUGUUAACCCGGGUUCUGCUUAUGGCAGGCUCAAAUUCACAGGGUGCUGCUCUUGUUGUUGUCGUACGUGAACAUAUCUCUUCCUGCUGUGUCGCUCAUGAAUUGAAUUGUAUCCCUUGGUGAGUCUGUUUAUAAAGUGAAGCAUGAUUUUAAAUGCAAACAGUCCCUUGGUAAGUUGUUCUUGCCUCUUCAUAGCAUCCAGUAUAUUCUCCUGUUGCUUAUGCACACGUGUCACCCACGUGACUGUGACGCAGGCAACUUUAGGCUCUUUGAAAUGUUUUUAAUACAGCCACUAAAAAAUGAUCUAAAAACAUUCCCGUCAGGCCUGAUGCAGGUCAGACGUCACAGGAUGUAAGCACUGGCAGUGACUUCGCAGGUCACUCGUUUUGCCCUGUUUCUUCUGCUCCUCAGGGGUCGUCUUGCUCUUCAAGGGGUGGACCUAUAUGAUGGUCCUUGACUUCUCCCCUUUGGCCUUGGACAGUAAUGCACAGUCUGUGUGAUUCACGAUCUCAUCUGCUGGUUUUUCUCUUCGCUUCAAUGUUAACAGGCUUAGUACUGACGCUAAUUACGUGACUAAGGACCUGCUCCGGUCUAUUAAAUUCCCUAAGACUGCUUCCACCAGGUUGAAACAUGUUCCAAGUACUUGGUCUGUGGGGACAAACGUGUUUGUCUUGAUCAGUCUGCCCCAUUAGCCACGUUUUUUUCCUGGCGUCAUCUUGGGAGCGCUUUCCUCCCCCCAGCAGCCUUCCCCAAGAGUUUGUGUCUCCGCAUUUUAUCUUGUCCCGUUGGUUGGUACAUUUAUGUGCGGGUCUGGCUGUCGGCCGACCUGCAUCGUGGGAAGCAGGGACGUACAGAGCCGCCUCAGGCCGUCUCCCCUUUGGUUUCUCCCGUUUUCUCCAGCUUCUGCCUUAUCACUGCACCGUUCUGACCUCACCUGCGUGAUGCCCCAUGCCGGCGCUUUCCGGGCCCCUACUGUCCAUCCGCCUGUGCGUCUGUCCUGCAGCCAUGCACCCGACCCGCGUGCGUCUCUGCCAAAGGGCUGUGUUCCUUCCACUUGUCAUGACGUCCCGAAGAAGGGAUUCUGGGGCAGGUGAUGAAUCUGACCUUGAACUGGAAAGGAAGUAUAAGGAGGAUGAUCGAGAAAAGACUCCAAGGAGGCCGCGGACACAGAGGACGGAGAAAGUCCAGAAGGUCUCCUCGGGAAAGGAGGCCGGGCAGGUUUCCGGAGCGAAGAAGCCCAUCAUAAGUGUGGUUUUAACGGCACACGAAGCUAUUCCAGGUGCCACCAAGAUCGUUCCAGUGGAGGCCGGGCCCCCGGAGACGGGCACUGCAAACCCCGAGGCCACCCCGGCCGACCUGGCGCCUCGGAGAGGGUACCAGGAGUACGCCAUUCAGCAGACGCCAUACGAGCAGCCCAUGAAGUCCAGCAGGCUAGGGCCCACCCAGCUCAAGAUCUUCACCUGCGAGUACUGCAACAAGGUGUUCAAGUUCAAGCACUCGCUGCAGGCGCACCUGAGGAUCCACACCAACGAGAAGCCGUACCAGUGCCCCCAGUGCAGCUACGCCAGCGCCAUCAAGGCCAACCUGAACGUGCACCUGCGCAAGCACACGGGCGAGAAGUUCGCCUGCGACUACUGCGCCUUCACCUGCCUGAGCAAAGGGCACCUGAAGGUGCACGUGGAGCGCGUGCAUAAGAAGGUCAAGCAGCACUGCCGCUUCUGCAAGAAGAAGUACUCCGACGUCAAGAACCUCAUCAAGCACGUCCGGCACGCGCACGACCCGCAGGACCGGAAGGUGCAGGAGGCCCUGGAGGAGCUCUGCCUGCUCACCAGGGAGGGCAAGCGGCAGCUGCUGUACGACUGCCACAUCUGCGAGCGCAAGUUCAAGAACGAGCUGGACCGCGACCGCCACAUGCUGGUGCACGGGGACAAGUGGCCCUUCGCCUGCGAGCUGUGCGGCCACGGGGCCACCAAGUACCAGGCGCUGGAGCUGCACGUGCGGAAGCACCCGUUUGUGUACGUGUGCGCGCUGUGCCUCAAGAAGUUCGUCAGCUCCAUCCGGCUGCGCUCGCACAUCAGGGAGGCGCACGGGGCGGCGCAGGAGGGCGGGCUCUUCACCAGCUCCAUCAACCAGAGCUUCUGCCUCCUGGAGCCGGGCGGGGACAUCCAGCAGGAAGCGCUGGGGGGCCAGGCGCAGCUGGCGGAGGAGGAGUUUGUGUUCCCGGGCGUGAAUGCGCCCAAGGGGGCGGCCUGCCCCGCAGACGCUGGGCCCCACGAGGGGGCCGGGAAGGAGCCGGAGGCCGCCGCGGCGCAGGAGCCCGCCCCGCCCACGCACUUGGCCGUCCCCCAGGCCCAGGGGGCCGCCCUGCCACCCUGCGGGCUGGAAGCAGCCGCCGACGCCUCGGACCUUCCUUCGCAGGCGGUGGUCUCCGAGGAGUUUUUACUGAAAAAUGAUCCCUCCUCUGCGGAGGCUCGCACCGCCCCCGGGGAGACCUUGGACGCCCGGCGCGGAGCCUCCUCCCAGACUCAGGGUGAAGAAGUCCCAUCACUGCCAUCCAAGGCCGGAAGUGCGGGAGCGAACCUGGACGCGCGGGGGGCCGAGAGCCCCCCAGAGGCAGGGCAGAAAAUGGCUGCCCUCCCGUCCGAGGGACCAGAUCCUAGUAGGUGUCUCAGGUCAAACCCAGGCGAGGCCUCGGACCUUCCUCCGGUAGCAGGUGGAGGGGACGUGGCCCUGCCCCAGCCUGACUCUUGCAGCCCGGCCUCCGAGCACCGGGCCGGCAUCAGUGCGUUCAUGAAGAUCCUGGAUGGCUUACAGAAGAGAAGGAUGAACACCGGCUUGUGCGAGAGGAUCCGGAAGGUGUACGGGGACCUGGAGUGUGAAUACUGCGGCAAACUUUUUUGGUACCAAGUGCACUUUGACAUGCACGUGCGCACCCACACCCGGGAGCACCUGUAUCACUGCUCCCAGUGCCAUUAUUCCUCCAUCACCAAAAACUGCCUUAAACGCCACGUUAUUCAGAAACACAGUAACGUCCUGCUGAAGUGUCCCACCGAUGGCUGCAACUACUCAACUCCAGAUAAAUACAAGCUGCAGGCACAUCUUAAAGUUCACACAGAACUGGACAAAAGGAGUUAUUCUUGUCCUGUGUGUGAAAAGUCUUUUUCAGAAGAUCGAUUGAUCAAGUCACAUAUCAAGACCAACCAUCCUGAGGUCUCCAUGAGCACUAUUUCCGAGGUUCUCGGGAGGAGGGUUCAGCUGAAAGGGCUGAUUGGAAAGAGAGCCAUGAAGUGCCCGUAUUGUGAUUUCUAUUUCAUGAAGAACGGCUCAGACCUUCAGCGUCAUAUUUGGGCUCACGAAGGUGUGAAACCCUUCAAAUGUUCUUUGUGCGAGUAUGCAACUCGCAGCAAGAGUAACCUCAAGGCUCACAUGAACCGUCACAGCACUGAGAAAACCCACCUGUGUGACAUGUGUGGCAAGAAAUUCAAAUCAAAAGGGACGUUGAAGAGUCACAAGCUCCUUCACACUGCUGACGGGAAGCAGUUCAAGUGCACGGUGUGUGACUACACGGCAGCCCAGAAGCCCCAGCUGCUGCGGCACAUGGAACAGCACGCCUCCUUCAAGCCCUUCCGCUGUGCCCAUUGCCAUUACUCCUGUAACAUAUCCGGCUCCCUGAAACGGCACUACAACAGGAAGCACCCCAACGAGGAAUACGCCAACGUGGGCACCGGGGAGCUGGCGGCCGACGCACUCGUCCAGCAAGGUGGUUUGAAGUGCCCGGUGUGCAGCUUUGUGUAUGGCACCAAGUGGGAGUUCAACAGACACUUGAAGAACAAGCAUGGCCUGAAGUUGGUGGAAAACGAAGGAGAUCCCAAGUGGGAGCCAGCAACAGAAGCCCCUGAGGAGCCCUCCACCCAGUACGUGCACAUCACAGAAGCCGAAGAGGACGUUCAGGGCACGCAGGCAGCCGUGGCGGCGCUCCAGGAUCUGAGAUACACUUCCGAGAGCGGGGACCGACUUGACCCCACGGCUGUGAACAUCCUCCAGCAGAUCAUCGAGCUGGGCACCGAGGCCCAUGAUGCCACCGCUGUGGCCUCGGUGGUUGCCAUGGCUCCAGGGACAGUGACUGUCGUGAAACAGGUCACGGACGAGGAGCCCAGCUCCAACCACACGGUCAUGAUCCAGGAGACCCUCCAGCAGGCCUCCGUGGAGCUGGCUGAGGAGCACCACCUCGUGGUGUCCUCUGACGACGUGGAGGGCAUCGAGACGGUGACCGUCUACACUCAGGGCGGGGAGGCCUCGGAGUUCAUCGUCUACGUGCAGGAGGCCGUGCAGCCCGUGGAGGAGCAGGCGGUGGGGCCGCAGGCCCAGGAGCUCUAGGGGACACGCGGCGGCGGCUGGACGCCACGGGGCGGGCCUGCCAGGCUCUCCGCGGGACGGCACCCUUGGUGGCUCUCUCCUCCACGGUCCCCACCCAGGCGGUCAGAUGGGGCUCCCCUCGUCCCCCUUUGGGGGGGCAAGGCGACCGGCAUCACCAGCAAUACAGGACCCCCCGUUCCCAGCACAAACACACACACCCCUCCCUCUGUGUCCUCUGCUUCCGGAAAGACUAGGCAUCGACUUUCCACACAGCCCACGCCGCAUCGCCCCUUUGCUUCGGGAUUCAUGCAGGGACCCAGUGCCCGUCAGUGUCUGCCCCGAAUCACACCCCCAACUCCCUGACCCCGUGCAGGUGCCCAGCCUUCCUCUGGGACUGCUCUGUGGCCUGAAUGAUGGGAGGGAGCCAGCCGGCACGGAGAAAGUGACCUUCUGGUUUGGAAUCCCCUCCCGGGGAAAAGAUGGGAGGGGAUCCUGGCUUUAUCCGCAAGGUCCUACUCCCCCACGUCCCCAAGUGUCGAGGGCACUUGUUACUGCUUGCGGGAACCACGGUUGAGGACCUCUUGUUCCCGCGACAGGCGGGGUCUUAGCUUACGUCUUAGAAUCCUGCUUUUUUUAAAAAAAAAAUGCACUUUUUACUAUUCACCUCCCGUUCUAUGAGAUGUGGUGGGUAGAAUAAAAACAUUCUCGGCCUGA